AUGGAACCUCCUCCAGAGAAGGAAGAAAGCUUUCUGAGUCAGUUGAAGUACUACACCACCCUCACGCUCGGCACCACGGCCUGCGUCUCUUCCUUCGUGUUCAUGUUCAUGAUCCCGUGGGUGCUCGAUCCUUCCAUCUCGACUCUCAUGGCGAACUUCGAUCCUGACCCUGUAGUGUGCAAGACCGUCCGCUCGGACCACGAGAUGGGCACCAAGAACUGCACGUGGUCGUCCUGCAAGCACGGCUGCACCAGGGACAUCUUCGAGUGUGACCAGAUCUACGUCAACUAUAUGCUGGUGCCCAUGGCUGACUUCGAGGGCCAGGACAUUGACGACGACGACGAGCUGUGGGUGGGGCGCGGCCUGCCCAUCUUCAUCAACAUCAAGGCGUGCGGCUACCCCCCCGCCACCAACUGCACCGUCUUCAGCUACAACUACGCGCCCGAGGGAUCCAUCUUCCCCUGCUACUACUCCCGCGCCGACCCAGACCUGGUCAUCACCAACUACGACUGGAACAAGGAGGUGCAGUACAUCAUCAUGGCGCUGCUCAUCCCCAACAUGCUUUGCGGCAUCUCCCUGGGCGUCGUCAGUUACUGGUGGUACCCGGGCUGCCAAAAGCGGCGCUGCCAGUACCAGCUGCCCCCGGACCAGGAGGACGCCUCGUGCAAUAUGGAGAACGAGGACGACGACGACGACGACCUGGAUGAGGAGGACUGCGAGGCCGGGAGGGACCUGAGCAGGGAGGACAACGAGAUGAUGGACAAGAAGAACAGGAGCCACGAGGAAGAGAAGGACCGCGACACCUCCAUCAACAUGCCGGAAGAGAAGGUGUGACUACUGGACGGCGGGGCUCUUGGUCAGGAGGGAGGGUGAGCAAGGCGCGGUAGCCGGACAGUCACCACCAUCACCACCACCGCCGUCGCCGCCGCCGCCACAUCCCAGCUCCCUAAACGGCGUGUUUACUUCGCCUUGCUCCACCAUCAGGCAAUGCAGCUCGCUCUUCCUGUCGUUCUCAAGAAGCUCCCGUUUAGUAACAUCUCUUCAGCAUCCAUUCAAGGAAAUACGAACACAUCAAGCCUUUUUUUAUUAUUUUUCAGCCGUCAGCACCGUCUGUUUCUUCCCCCGUGUCGUUAUCUUCAUUCGGGGAAACUGUCUCGUGAUUAGCGCUGACUGCCGCUACGUGUGUCCUGUCGGUGAUCAGUGACGACAGCGGCCGCUAGAUGGCAGCUCAGUGUUGUGUUUGAUGAAAGCUCCUGUUGUUUCAAUAUAUUAUACUCGUUACAUAUAUGAUACAUUAUAACAUCUACUAGUUCUUGUUCUGUACACACAUAUUCGAAUACUUCACCAAACCAAGCACCUCUUCUGCUGGUGACCGUGACACUUCGUUAAUUCCUUCAUCACUGGUCUAGUCAUAGUUGAUGAUCCAGUAACAUCCCACACACCCACUGUAUUGACCGCCCUCAGUCUCACGUCCUCUGAUCUGCUAAGAAUCUGUCAGGUUUUGUAAGGAGAUUGUCAGCGGAUAGAAGGACUUUAGACCGGACGCGAAACACAAUGGAAGUGAGUCUGUGUUACUACAUAGAUGUCAUGGCUACGACCUCACACUUCGCUACCUGUUAUGUUAGUCUACGUCACUGCCGCUCUCCAGCCAUAGAAUGUAAACAAGACUGAUUCUCACGAGUAAAGGGUGACACCGAGACAGAAAUAGAAACAUCCAAUCACUAUUUCAUAAUCGCACGAGACACAAUCACAUGUUAGCCUUGUAAUCGCCACCAUUUUUCCCUCUGGCCUCGAGUCCCACGUUACCAGGGAACACAACAGGAGUUCGCACCUAUUGCUGAAUCUUUUACAAUCAAUCAGUCAGUCAGUCAGUCGCUCGGAGUCCCGCGUCCCCACCUCCUGACGACUCAGAUGCAUGUGGCAGUAGACUUUGGAAACCUUCAGUAUUUGUUAGAUAGACGAGUGUGGCCAGAAGUUGCUGAACAGUAUUCACUCCUAUAGCUCUGUUAUGUUAGCUCCCUACUGUCCGUCAGCUUGUGGCCGCCUCACUAUACAUAUGUUUCGUGGCACCAGAGGAUUUCAUAGCAUAUAUCGAAGCGCUAUUGUUUCCCCCUCUUGGUCUCGACUCAAGCGGGAAAAUUAUAACACUAGGAAUUACUUUUGAUUUGAUAAUGUAACUGGUUAUAUUUCUAGAAGCAAGUAUAAGCCGAGUCUAUGCAGCUGUAAGGGUUAGACAUCACAUCAACUGCUCUCGCUUGACCCUCAUGUAUAUAGGACACAGGAACCGAGUAUAACACUGUCCUCCUCCAGCAGGCACGUCACGGCACACACGCCUCUCGGGUUCCCACUCACACCACUCUGCUUGUAUUUAGUGACCACUUGUAGAUAAGGGAGUCCAAGGGCGCCUUCCCUCCGUCAAGGGCCACAGGGUCUGCUCAGUUGCUUGAUAUAACGCGGCUUUAAAGGAUGGGAAAGCUCUGUUUACGCCCCAAUCAAGUCACUCGCUUCACCGCCCGCGUGGACUCAAGUACCCAGAUAAGCACGACCCCGUAGAGGACUUGGUCAGGAGACUGUGUAAGGUGUAGCUCUUCAUUUUCCUGAUUUUUCGUUUUCUGACUUUUCUGUGAUGCUGCACGAACUCCCUCUCAGCAGACGAGGCAGUGUGGCGGGGUGCUUUGCUGUGGACUCGUGGCUGUGUUGUGAGGCACGCGAGCGACUGCAUCACCUCACGCCUCCUCAACACAAUCCUAGUGAUCUGAUGCACGAGGCGGGGCUCUCGAUCGUGUGUAAGUUAAGGUGACCUUGGUAAACCGUGUGCAACUCCACAAGCAUCAGAAAGGAGAGCUGUUGUAAGAAGAAUAAUGUGGAUUCUGCCGCAUCCUGGUCCACGUGCUACUGCAGGAAUCGGAAGGCACCGCGUCACGACCAGUUGAAGACGAUGGUUUGCGUCACGUCACUUCGAAUCGACUACAGGCAUUCAUUAUUGUUGAAAAAUUGUGUUGUAAUUUUCGUGAUGACUUGCUUAGGUAUAUAAAGGUACAAAAUCUCUACACAAUUGAAGGAUGUAAUGGAAAAUCACUCUAGGGAAACUAUUGUAUUGUUUGAGUGGUUCAGAGUUGUGUCACCGGAGUCGUGGUUCCCAGCGGGGUCUUGUCCCCACCCCUCCCCUCCGUCUGGCACACACUCAUCUGUCACCUGUCAGCAGGAUUGGUCCUGCAAACCUUAUAGAAACUAUUCCUUCCACCUACUCAUGUCACACGUCAUGCAGUGUUGUUUGCCUUUAAAAUUACGUGCAAGUGAAAGCCUCAGACACGUUCAGCUCUCUCUCUCUCUCUCUCUCUCUCUCUCUCUCUCUCUCUCUCUCUCUCUCUCUCUCUCUCUCUCUCUCUCUCUCUCUCUCUCUCUCUCUCUCUCUCUCUCUCUCUCUCUCUCUCUCUCUCUCUCUCUCUCUCUCUCUCUCUCUCUCUCUUCCAAAGACUGGCUUUGGCUUUGCCUAAACAAGUCCCGCCACGGAGCCCCGCCAGGGAACCACUCUACCAGAGGCUCGUGACGCAUCGCGGGGCGCCGCCCUCCACAUCUGGUUCUUAAUAGCCACAAAACGAAGUAUUUUGCACUACUGAUUUACACAAUAUUAUAUUCUACUCUUAGGCCAUUAUUGAUUUCGUAAUUUAACAUGUAUAUUUAUUCUUUUGAAAAGAUAUAUAUAUAUAUAUAUAUAUAUAUAUAUAUAUAUAUAUAUAUAUAUAUAUAUAUAUAUAUAUAUAUAUAUAUAUAUAUAUAUAUAUAUACACACACACACACACACACUAUACACACACACACACACACACAAACACACAUGAAGGGAAGGGCACAAAUUCUGUGUGAAGGUGGUGGCGAUACAGAAGGGCAAGCAGGCCGCGGCCCCGUGCCCCGGGACACGCCCACUGCCGGGUGCCAUCACAUUGGCUGCGCCCCGCCGGGUGCUCGGCGGCUGGCGGGGCGGGGCGCUGUCCGGGAUGUGGAAGCGCGGAGCGCGGAGUCAGGCUUUGGUGUCUGGUUUGUUGUUUUGUAAAUUUAUAUAACUCAUCUCCCGGUCUGGCUUGAGAUCCCAAACUGGCCCCUGUUUUGUGAGAGCAGUAACACUCUUCACUCUUCACCACACAGCCACCGGCGGUUGGUUUGUCAAGUUUGUGCUUUCAGCAGACUAGUGCUGUGGUCCCUUACAUUCACUGUAUUCAACAACGCUCACAGCUGUCUGAACAUAACAUAUUAUAUACAUGAUACAUUUUUGGAGGCGUGCAUGUCCGCAGUAUACACGAUAACGCUAUGGUGAACUAUCCUGCAGAUAAUGUUGUUAAGGCCCAUCCUGUAAUCCAAUAUUGACAAGAAGCAAACAGUAUAUCUUUACCUGGUGCUAUCAUUUCCGUGAGGACUGACACCAAAUUUAUGAACUGUUGUUGUAAAUCGGAACAAUUUGUUGUACAUUGAACAUGUGUUACAGGUUUUAUCUGUCCAGUGUUUACACAUUAUCACAUAUUCUUCUAAUGUAUAUCAUUGAUGCAUUGCAUUCUACUUAUCAGAUUUCCCUCAAAGAUAGAUUAUAUGAUAUAUUAUAGCCGCCAGGAUGUGUUGUUUUGUUUUUGACGAUUUCAAUAUAUUAUAUAUUUAUUACUUACUUAUUUCAAAUACAUCUGCACAAUAUUUGUGCUUGUUAAUGCUUGAAUUUCUACACAAAGUUUGCAAUAAAUAUUGCUCAAA
Molecule: messenger RNA, 4740 nt
Organism: Scylla paramamosain (green mud crab)
Lineage: Eukaryota; Metazoa; Arthropoda; Malacostraca; Decapoda; Portunidae
Product: protein tipE-like
Exons: 2
Coding region: 1-834 (277 amino acids)
Biological process (GO): regulation of sodium ion transport
Cellular component (GO): plasma membrane
Molecular function (GO): sodium channel regulator activity
Source: RefSeq, a predicted model, not a curated record